Messenger RNA from Pseudomassariella vexata, 495 nucleotides. Its product is annotated as ctr copper transporter. Gene Ontology annotation, biological process: copper ion transmembrane transport. The transcript is spliced from 4 exons. Bases 1 to 495 code for a protein of 164 amino acids. Gene Ontology annotation, molecular function: copper ion transmembrane transporter activity. Gene Ontology annotation, cellular component: membrane. The record is from RefSeq and is a predicted model, not a curated record. NCBI's taxonomy places the organism in Eukaryota, Fungi, Ascomycota, Sordariomycetes, Amphisphaeriales, Pseudomassariaceae.
AUGGAUCACUCGCUCAUGGAUCACGGUGAAAUGGGCCACGGCGACAUGGGCCACGGCGAUAUGGGCCACGGCGGAGGCGGAAUGGGCGACAUGUGCAGCAUGAACAUGCUCUUUACCUGGGACUCGACGAAUCUCUGCAUCAUUUUCCAACAAUGGCACGUCCGGGGCCCCGCCUCGCUCGUCUUCUCACUGCUGGCCAUCGUAGCCAUCUGCGCGGGCUACGAAGCGUUGCGCGAGGCGACACGGCGGUACGAGAGCUGGAGCAGCAGACAGAACGAACUACCGACAGGAAGUAACCAGGUCGAGGUCAGCAAGCGGGCGCAUGUCGUCAAGGCGGCUUUGUAUGCGGCACAGACGUUUUAUGCGUUUAUGAUUAUGCUGUUGUUUAUGACGUAUAACGGAUGGGUUAUGGUUUCUGUGGCCAUUGGCACUUUUGUGGGUUAUGUCAUGUUUGGAACCAGGACGGGUACCGUCCGGGAGACUGCUUGUCAUUGA